AUGCAAGAGCUUUCCAAGACGCCCAGCUUUCCCAUCAAUCCCCAAACCAUCGCAAAAUUCAUGACCAACUCGAAGCAGAACCCAGAAGAAGACCGGCAACCGGACGUCGAAAAAGUAAACGAUACGACGAUGGCAGACAACCUUGAACCAGCUAGUGGCCCACCGCCGGCCAUCGAUGCACCUGGGCAUCAGUCGACCACUAAUCUCUAG
Linum trigynum is the source of this 210-nucleotide messenger RNA. Lineage: Eukaryota; Viridiplantae; Streptophyta; Magnoliopsida; Malpighiales; Linaceae. The record is from the annotation of a GenBank genome assembly.